Messenger RNA from Mya arenaria, 2022 nucleotides. Its product is annotated as zinc finger protein 30-like. NCBI's taxonomy places the organism in Eukaryota, Metazoa, Mollusca, Bivalvia, Myida, Myidae. Gene Ontology annotation, cellular component: nucleus. Gene Ontology annotation, biological process: regulation of transcription by RNA polymerase II. Bases 1 to 2022 code for a protein of 673 amino acids. Gene Ontology annotation, molecular function: DNA-binding transcription activator activity, RNA polymerase II-specific; RNA polymerase II cis-regulatory region sequence-specific DNA binding. The transcript has 3 exons. The record is from RefSeq and is a predicted model, not a curated record.
AUGGUGAUUGCGGAUAUCGACCAAUCAGGUGCGUCCCAGGGGGAAAGGCCCGGGCCCAUUAUCUCACGUCUUGACCCGGAGCGCGCGGCUGGCGACUCUUAUCUGUGCAUUGCGGGUAAUGACAGCUGUUCCGAUGAUGAUACACGGCCUCUGGAUUUAGACAUUGUCGACAGUUCAUUACCUCUUGGAUUUUUGUCAUCUGAUUUCGCGACUAGUGAAAACGGUGACUCUGUCGAUUUCAACGCAGAAGAAGGGAGCGAGGCGGCCAUGUUCACGUGUCCACAAUGUGGGGAGCGAGCUAAGGACCGCGAGGGGAUUUUCCGGCAUGUGCGGGAGCGUCACCAGCGUCACAGCACCGCCCCAAGACGGAAGUUCCGCUGUGACGAGUGUAUGAGGUCAUUUAAAACAAUGACUGCUCUUCGAAACCACGCGAGAACUCACUCAUCCUACUUCAGCUUCUCUGCGGAAACAGCUGCCUUGCUGUCGGCGAGCUACAACACUUCCGGUAUGGGCGGCCUGAAUGACACGCUGACGGUGACGGACACCACGUUCACCAUCAUGGACGCCUCCACGUCCACCGUUAACGCUUCCAUGAUCCGCUCCCCCCUCACCGACAGCGCGCUCAACGACGAUCUUAACGUGACGUUGACCGAUUCACCGAAGCACGAACAGGAAACGAAGCCUACAGACGGAGCGGGAUUGACCGAGCGACGCAGGUCGUUGCGUUCGUCCACAUCUAGGAGAUGUAGCGGCAUCCCCGUGGCUCUGACUAGACGCAUGUCAGUGAGUUCUGGCUUGUUAGAAGCGAGAACCGUUAAUUCUAACACUAAUAAUUGUGACAAUGGGGCUGAGAGGCGUCAAUCUGUUGGACUUUUUAAAUCUCCACCUAGUGCAAAACACACACCAAACUUCACCACAGUUUCGAAAAUGAUUGUGAGACCCCGGACUCCUUUAAGUAUAACACAGUGCAGAACUCCAAUGAGAAGUCGAACUCCUGUGUCCGAGGCUAGAACACAUGUAAUCGAGGCUAGAACACCUGUCCGACUGAGGUCGAGACAGAACACACCCGUAGGCAUCAGAAGCACUCCGAAACUUGGAAAGUCCACGCCUCUUAAAGCUGGAAAGACUCCAAAGAGCCAGAAAAGCACACCUAAAACACCAAAGACACCAAAAACUCCAAAUGGCAACAAGCUCACACCGUGUAGCCGUAAGGAUGUCCUCUGCAACGCGAAAACACCAACAGUUAAGUGUCCGAAGACCACAAACGGCACGAGGUUCGCGUGCGUAAAGUGCGGGAAAUGCUUCGUGGACCAAGCGAAGCUCGAGGUCCAUUUCGCCGUGCACGCACGAGAGACGCCUGAGAAAUGUGGUAUCCCCAGACAGACGCUGAAACGGACGCUGCUUAAGUCGAAGGCAGCCGCCGCUUCACCAGCGAAGAUGGGAUCAGAGCAGAUCGCCAUGAACCAGUUCAGCUGCAGCAAGUGCGGGCGCAGCUACGACAGUCAACACUUCCUGGAGGCGCACAUGAAGAUCCACGAUGCGGAGGCGCCCCACGCAUGCCCGUCCUGCGACAAGCGCUUCCGGUUCUUGUCAUCGCUGAAGGCGCACAGUUUCGUGCACCUCGGAGAGGACACACCUGUAAAAAAGAUCGAGGAAAAUAAUGUAUAUUCAGAUGGAUUGAAACAUGACAACGUUGAAAUCGCCAACGCGGUCUCUGUCAGCGGGAAGCUAGCAACGAUGAACAUUUUCUCAAUUCUGAUGGGUGACAGUUUGGAGCCGAGCGAUUCUAUGGACACUGACGCGCCGUUUGCGUGCAAAUCUUGUGACUUCAAAACCAUAUCUCCCGCGGAGCUGUUACGUCACAUGAAGACGCAUUCACGUGUUGGGAAGUACACGUGCGCCACGUGCUCAAAGUCGUUCCGUGUACAGAGCAACCUAAGAACUCAUGAGAAGGUACAUUCCAUACACAGAUUGCGACAAAUCCUCGUGGACAACAGCGCCAAACGGACCGUGCGCACGUGA